UGGGGGACACUCAGUUCAGCUUCCGAAUCCGCCAGUCGGGAGGACCGAGGAGCCCCUGGCAUGCUGACGAUGGUCACUACAGCAGCGGGGCACCUGUGUCGCUGCAGCGGGAGCCCGCGCACUACUUUGGCUACGUGUACUUCCGGCAGGUGAAGGACAGCUCCAUGAAGAGGGGCUACUUCCAGAAGUCGCUGGUGCUGGUGUCCCGCCUGCCCUUUGUCAGACUGUUCCAGGCGUUGCUGAGCCUGGUCGCCCCUGAGUACUUCGACAAGCUGGCGCCCUGCCUGGAGGCCGUAUGCAAUGAGAUUGACCAGUGGCCAGCCCCCACGCCAGGGCGGACCCUGAACCUACCUGUCAUGGGCGUUGUCAUCCAGGUGCACAUCCCAGCCAGAGUGGACCAGCCUGAGACCAGCCCCCCAAAGCAGUGCAGCCAGGAGAACCUACUACCUGCCCCGGUGGUCCUCACCAGUGUCCACGAGCUGGACCUGUUCAGGUGUCUUCAGCCUGUGCUGACCCAGGUGCAGACUCUGUGGGAACUCAUGCUGCUUGGGGAACCUCUGGUGAUCCUGGCACCCUCACCCUCUGUGUCCUCGGAGAUGGUGCUGGCCCUGACCAGCUGCCUGAGGCCCCUCAAGUUCUGCUGUGACUACCGCCCCUACUUCACCAUUCACGACAGCGAGUUCAAAGAGUUCACAACACGCACGCAGGCUCCACCAAAUGUAGUUCUGGGAGUCACAAACCCUUUCUUUAUCAAAACACUCCAGCACUGGCCCCACAUCCUCCGAAUCGGUGAGCCCAAAAUGUCAGGGGACCUUCCUAAGCAGGUCAAGCUGAAAAAGCCCUCACGCCUGAAGACACUUGAUACAAAGCCAGGCCUAUACACCGCAUACACAGCCUACCUGCACCGGGACAAGGCACUGCUCAAGCGGCUACUCAAGGGUAUGCAGAAGAAACGGCCAGUGGACAUGCAGAGUGCUCUGCUGAGGCGGCACCUCCUGGAGCUCACACAGAGCUUCAUCUUCCCCCUGGAGCACUACAUGACCAGCCUCAUGCCCCUGCAGAAAAGCAUCACACCCUGGAAGACGCCCCCCCAGAUUCGCCCCUUCCGCCAGGACGACUUCCUGCGCAGCCUGGAGCAUGCGGGGCCCCAGCUCACCUGCAUUCUCAAGGGCGACUGGCUGGGCCUCUACAGACGGUUUUUCAAGUCCCCCCAUUUUGACGGCUGGUACCGGCAGCGGCACAAAGAGAUGGCCCAGAAGCUGGAGGCGCUGCACCUAGAGGCCAUUUGCCAGGCGAACAUCGAGGCCUGGAUGAAGGACAAGUCCGAGGUGGAGGUGGUGGACCUGGUCCUGAAACUUCGGGAGAAGCUGGUACGGGCCCAGGACCACCAGCUCCCUGUGAAGGAGGAGACGCUGCAACGGACCCAGCUGUACAUCCAGAUGGUCAUCGGCUCCCUGCCCAAGGACCUGCAGGCUGUGCUGUGCCCUCCCUGAGGACCGGGCCAGGUGCACGGUCCCCGGAGGGCUUGUUUAUCCCCAGGUGGCUGCUGAACAUAAGCCCCCCCACUCAUCUGCAUCCCCACUGCUCCUUGGCCUCAGCCCCGCCCAGGCAGGAACCCCCGGCCCACCCUGCUAUUCUAGCAGUAAACGCAGCGUUUGGA
Molecule: messenger RNA, 1660 nt
Organism: Loxodonta africana (African savanna elephant)
Lineage: Eukaryota; Metazoa; Chordata; Mammalia; Proboscidea; Elephantidae
Gene: DENND6B
Product: DENN domain containing 6B
Exons: 17
Coding region: 165-1493 (442 amino acids)
Cellular component (GO): recycling endosome
Molecular function (GO): guanyl-nucleotide exchange factor activity
Source: RefSeq, a predicted model, not a curated record